This is a messenger RNA of Gekko japonicus, 687 nucleotides long. RefSeq names its product exosome component 5 (gene EXOSC5). The record is from RefSeq and is a predicted model, not a curated record. Gene Ontology annotation, cellular component: cytoplasmic exosome (RNase complex); nuclear exosome (RNase complex); nucleolus. Gene Ontology annotation, biological process: poly(A)-dependent snoRNA 3'-end processing; rRNA catabolic process; nuclear mRNA surveillance. Lineage: Eukaryota; Metazoa; Chordata; Lepidosauria; Squamata; Gekkonidae.
AUGUCCCUACCCGAAGAGGAGGCGGGGCCUCGCGUCCCUUCGGCCGAACGGCUUCGCAGGACCCGGAUCCGGAAGCGUCAAGGGGAGCCACGUGGGUGGAGAGCGAGGAUGGAGCGGGAGCAGAAGCGGUUCGAGUCCGGCGAGCUCCCCGCGCUGCGCCGGAUUGUCUGCGAGCAGGGGCUCCUGUCCCGUCCCGACGGCUCCGCGUCCUGGAUGCAGGGGGACACAUCCGUGUUAGUGGGUGUCUAUGGACCGACGGAAGUCAAGGUCAGCAAGGAGAUCUAUGACAAAGCUACCUUUGAAGUGAUGCUGAAGCCCAAAAUUGGGCUACCAGGGGUCUACGAGAGAAGCCGGGAACAGAUGAUCAAGAAGACAUGCGAGGCGGCCGUCUUGGGGACCCUGCAUCCCCGUUCCUCCAUCACGAUAGUGCUUCAGGUAGUCACAGACGGCGGUUCUCUGCUGUCUACCUCCUUGAAUGCGACUUGCGUGGGCCUAAUGGAUGCGGGCCUUCCCCUGAAUUCCUUGUUCUCCGGCGUGACGUGCGCCUUGGACGCAGACGGUAAUCUCACCCUGGACCCCACGGCCAAGCAAGAGAAGGAAGCCCGAGCCGUCUUGACGUUUGCUAUCGACAGCACUGAGAAGAAGGUGUUGAUGUCCAGCACGAAGGGGACUUGCUCUGUGGAAGAG